Messenger RNA from Colletotrichum lupini, 585 nucleotides. RefSeq lists its product as uncharacterized. The transcript has 2 exons. The coding region runs from base 1 to 585 and encodes 194 amino acids. NCBI's taxonomy places the organism in Eukaryota, Fungi, Ascomycota, Sordariomycetes, Glomerellales, Glomerellaceae. The record is from RefSeq and is a predicted model, not a curated record.
AUGGAGGUAGAGGUCCCUCGUCCCACCGCAAUUGACAGCAUCUUCGUAUACCUCCAAAGAAACUAUAUCAACGUGGUUGCCAAGUACAAUCAAGACGGCGGUUGGGAGCCCUGGCUACAAAGUGAGCUCGUCGACUAUAUCAAGGCGAAUGGUAUUGGGACGCAGCGUUAUGCUGAGAGAGAAGAACAUAUAUGGGGCGCCCCCUACGCUGCCGAUAAGGUAGACAUCCUGACGAGCUAUCAAAUUGAAGGCCAAAGUCAUGUUGAGGCCAUCGAGCUCAAGUGCGCGUCGACCCGCCAGGAUGAAAAGCCAGGAAACUUGGCGCAGCGGAUGCAGGCAGACAUCCGGAAGUUGCAGAACCGGCAGCAAUACGUGAAGAAGUUCGUGAAGGCGGAUCAGCAGCUCAUGUAUGGCGUGUCCUUCGGGAUUACGCUAGACGAAUCGUCGGCUCAGGCUACCGAGGAGGCCCUGCUGAAUUUCCCUGGUGAGAGCCUUAUUUCGCGAUGGGAUUGGGGCCCCAAAGGGGGCAGUGCCGUGGGCAAAACAAUUACAGUUUGGUCAUAUUGGCUCUAUCAAUGGAGAUGA